UUGGAGCGCGUCGGUGGAGGAGUAACGCGCGGGGGCGUCUGCUUCUUCACCUGUUGGUGGGAUGCCGCGACAACGGAUCGAGGAUAGCCCACAGGCCUUGGGCUUCGUGCAAUAAUAUCUCCAUUUCCUGGAAUGAGACCCACGAAUUUCGGAUGCUGAGCUCCUUUUAACGUGUCUACACCCGAGACAUCGAAAGACACUGCUGCACUGCGUCCUCCGUACUUUUGGACCGUCAUGGAUUGCAGGGGAUUGCCGCCACAGAAGAAUGCACACUCCAAACGAAAGAACUAUGCUCGGAGUCCAAGUGGAAACCCGAAAGGAGGGCCAUCGAUGGCGGAGAACUACAUGCAGCUCUCGCACUUCCAUCAGGUCCGCGCCCUGUGUGACAUGUCGAUGGAGCAACAAGUGCGCGACUAUCUGAACCACUGCCCCGUGUCUUCUGAGGCCGGCUCUGGGGGGGCCUUGGGGCCUCCACCAGGUGGUGCUCCUCCUCCUCCGCCCCCUGGCUGCCUCGGAAGCCGCAUCCUCUCCAGGAACGCCAACGGAACCAUCGCGAUGACGUCACAACCGACCAACGAAUCGGAACUGCAGUUGUACAGGGUCCUUCAACGAGCGAACCUGCUCUCCUAUUACGACACUUUCAUUUGUCAAGGAGGCGACGACGUGCAGCAGCUGUGCGAGGCGGGUGAAGAGGAGUUCCUGGAGAUCAUGGCCCUGGUGGGCAUGGCCAGCAAACCUCUUCACGUUAGAAGGUUGCAGAAGGCGCUCCAAGAGUGGGUCAAUAAUCCAGCCAUGUUCCAGACACCGUUGGUGCCGUCCCUCCCGCACCCUGGCGGGCCUCCUCACCCAGGUUUAGCACCUUUGGGUCGCCCAGCACCCCCUGUGAGUCUUGCACGGCCCAGCCCUCCUAUGGGUUCCAGCCAUUCGUCUCCUUCGCCUGGCGUUGGACCCAAGGAGAUCCCAUCCCCAUCUCGAAUGCAUCACCCGCCACCUAUGUCCACACCACAGCAACCACCACCCGGCUACCCACAGAGUGGUGUACAGGCUGAGUGGCGGACGGGAUCUAAUCAGGAUCCACAACACGAGGAUCGUCCGGGUUCCCCUCCGUGUCCCGUUCUGUCGGAGCCGCAAAUCCGGCGCUUGGCCGAAGCCGCCGAGGCGCUCGUCCGCUCGCUGCCCCCGCACGCCUUCGCCGACCCGCGCCCUCACGGCAGGAGGAUGUGCAAGGACCUCGAGCACGUGCUGAGCAUGUCGGAGGAGGACCCGCGCCGUAUGGACGAGAUCCGCAAGUAUGCGGCCAUCUACGGACGCUUCGACUGCAAGCGCAAGCCAGAGAAGCCGCUCACACUGCACGAGGUUUCUGUAAAUGAAGCUGCAGCGCAGAUCUGCAAACACAUCCCGGCACUCCUCACCAGAAGGGAUGAACUCUUCCCAUUGGCCAGACAAGCCGUGCGAGACAGUGGAUAUCCUUACGCCAAAGGUAUGGAUGACUCUUGCAGGAGUUUUGGAGGUCUCCCUGGGGGCUCAGUUGGCAAGGGCUUUGCGGACGAAGAACCGACCAUGAAAAGGCCAAGGAUCGAUCCAGACAAGGCGCACAUCGAAGAAGAGAAAAAGAAGAGACAGGAUCGCCUGGAAGGCAUCUGCGAUCAACUUCGAUCCCUAGGCCGUCAGCAGGAAGAGCUCAAGGCGCGGCUGCAGCAAUCCCGAGACCUGCACAAUAUGGCUGUCAUGCCACAGCUUCAAUCGCAGCUGCAGUCGCAGCUCGAGCACCUGUCCACGCAACAAAUGCAGCUGAUCAACGAGCAGAGCGAACUCUCCAAACAGCUACGCAGGAUAGACAAGUACUGUAGUGGAGGAAAGGGACAAUAUGGCAGACUGUCCUCUUGCUCUGAACAGGAGAAGGCUGACACGGAUGACACUGAUUCUCAGCUGUCAGCUUACAGCAACAACUCAUCGCCGACCUUGAGUCACGAGGCCCACGAGGACGGAGGCCCUCCCGGCGGAGGACCCACGCCAGCGGACGUCUUCAACAUGAAGAUGGCCUCCGUCAAGAAGACCUCCGCCCAGAUAACGAAGCAACUGGUUCAAGAAACACUCAUGGAUGAAGGUCUCAGGGUCAUCAAGGAGCUGGCUAACCAGAUCAAGUCCGAGGAGUCCUCGGUUCUCGACCUACCGCCCCCCUCGACGACUGCACACCCUCCAGGUCGUCCAAGGGGGCGUCCUCCGAGGUUAGACCGCGGGGACUAUGUGGGAACGUCGAGGAUCGUGCAAGGUGCGCCGCCGCAAAACGGCCAUCAGGACAGGCCUGGAAGCAACGGGGUGGAACAUCCUACGAAUGGACUGUGCGACGAAGACGUGGCAACGGAGAACAGUCUGAACGCCCUGUUGGCCCUUUCGCAGAAACAGGGCAUCAUGAAGCAGGAGCCUUCUUCGCCGGCUGCAAGCAUCAAAAUGGAUUAGGAUCUAGUCGCUUAUUUAUUGUCAGUGCGCGAUGUUUCAAACGCGCACCACAAGAUUUUUGUAGAGUGUUAGUGUGACUGUCGUCUCGUGAAGAGCGUGUUUUACCUGUCUUUCCAUGUAGAGCGGGAAAGAACGCAUAUCAAAAUUGUUUCAAUCGAUUCAUCUUGCUUGACGGCCAUCAAGAAUCAAAGCGUCACCGAGCUAGAGUUAUAUAUCUAUAGUUAUGUAACGUGCUUUCUACAGGCUUGUUAGCGAAAUAACUCCCGUAAUGCUGCGCUCACCAACUCUUGGGAGGCCAAAUCCCUGCGCCUUGGUGCAGACUUCUUUCCCGGUGUAUUUAAUUCGUUUCCAAACAAAAAGAUAUUUUAAUGCCAUUAGAAUGCCAAAUUUGUAAACAGGAAAACGACGUUAUUGGGUAAAAAAAAAAGUCUGAAGUUGGUUGGGGCAGCAGCAUCAGUGUGGCCGCUAACCUGGGAGCAGAUUCUCAGAAGUGUUCUCUCAUAGAAUUGAUUCUUUUCCCAACUGGUUUUCAUGGACACCUCAAUUCUUCCGCUUUGCUAACAACAUUCCUCGUUUACAUUCCAUGUCCAAAUUUUCUACACGACUUAGCGUUAAUAUAUUAUUCAGCAAAACGUUAAAAGGCAAGAUGUAUCGACGUGGACAUUUCCUUGAGCAUGAAUACACAAAAACACGAUUCAAGGAAUGGGCGCCGCCAUUAGUGCUGCCACCCCAUGGUAGUCACAGGAACUGUGCACGUGUGGACUGCCGUUUGUCGAGCAGGGUUGGGCAGUAAUAUUAUAAUACUAAUGCAUAAUACUCCCUAGAAAUCGGUAUUUUAAUAAUAAUACAUAAUAUUUUGAUUCUGAGGUAUUAUAAUACAUAAUAGUAAUACUUGUGUGUAUUACACGCAAGUAAUACUAGUAAUACAUUCGAGGAUAACUUGGGGAGACAGAAAGGAAAAGAAAACCACACGUAUAUGCAAUUUGUGCAUUACUUUUCGAGACAGUCAUUCUUCGCUCACAUUUUAAUUCAGGUGCUUACAUUUCUAGCAUGUUCUCAAAGGGGUAGUCCUAUAUAGUGCACAGCCUUUCCGAAUUUGAUGAGAUAGAGCUGAUCAAUUCGAUCACAGUGUAGCUUGAUCUCAGUGUGGCAGAGUCUUGAUUUCGUUCAGUCUGGACGAUAAAAUAUGGACCGUCCAAAAGUGUGCUACUGUCCAUAGUGCAACCGCGUACAGAGGUUACUGGACUGGACACACCGUUCCAUACGACACAGGCCUUGCAAUGGGAUAAGUCAUCCUUUCGGACGCUCAACUGGAAGGAAUGCCGGGAAGACUCUGGUAACUUGGAGCAGGGGAAUAAUAAAGACAAUGUUCGUGUCCGAAUGCUUGUGAGACAGGAAAAAUUACUGAUAAAGUGCACCAGUGACACUCAGCAGGUCGGACUUAUGACCUCUUGGAAAGUAUUACACCUUCAAAAGUAUUAUAAUACAUGUAAUACCUCGAUUUUGUGUAUUAUAAUACAGAUACAAAUACAUUUUGAAAACGGGUAUUAUAAUACAAAUACUCAAAAGUAUUACUAUUGCUGCCCACCCCUGUUGUCGAGUUGCUUCAUUUUCCAGUGUGUGUUUUCGUUCGUUCGUUCGUGCGUCGUUAUUUCGUGCUAGUUCAUUUUAUCCCGCUCGGGAACCGUUGUAGAACAGAUAUCGCAUCGACCAGCACUCCUCACGUGUACAUAUCGCACGCGGAAGCAAGCAGUCUUCUUUUUCCUUCAUCUUUCUUCAUAUUUCGAGCGCUACUCAGAUGCUUACCGGAUUAUAUGGAAUGUUACGUUAUCGUCGGUCAUACUCAUUAAAGACGACGGCCACCAGUAUUUACACCCAAUGGGAAGAGCGCUGGGAACGAGGCUAAUUAGCGCACGGAGACUAGUGGUUUGAGAGUAACGUGACAAGGUACACAGAACCGGACAAGGUUGUGUUUUGUGCCCUACCACCUCCUCAUGCUCAGUGAAAUGAUAGCGUCCACAGCAUAUUCUUUCAAAUAUGUAUUUUAUUUAUGUCGUUCAUCGCACCAAGGACGCUUCGAUACGUGUCGAAGGGGAAAUUUUCUGCCAAUAUAUUUCUUGCACCACAUGAUUCGGUAACGCACGAGGUCUACUGUCAUUGGCCAAUUAUAAAGCCGGGUUUUGUUUGUCAACCCAGUGACGUUCCAUCUGUUCAGUUGGGAACUGUGGCACUUGUGUGCAAAUUCCUGCCCAACUGACGUGACGACAUCAUGUUGAAUGUUUUUUCCUGACAUACGGGUCGAGCAACGGGAGUUUGCAAUAGUAAAGCGACCAAUACUGUGGCAUCUCAUGUGUGUUUGACGACAGCAUUCUGUCUAUACAUGAAGGCGCUGAAAUAAAGUUACCAUUUGUGGCCAACACCA
Molecule: messenger RNA, 4882 nt
Organism: Ornithodoros turicata
Lineage: Eukaryota; Metazoa; Arthropoda; Arachnida; Ixodida; Argasidae
Product: NGFI-A-binding protein homolog
Exons: 14
Coding region: 235-2460 (741 amino acids)
Biological process (GO): negative regulation of DNA-templated transcription
Cellular component (GO): nucleus
Molecular function (GO): transcription coregulator activity; transcription factor binding
Source: RefSeq, a predicted model, not a curated record